AGAGGCACGACGAUCUUACUCGGAACUCUCCCUUCCCCUUUCGGAAAUUGUUAAAAGAACUGUUCUCACUUAUUAAUUGGGCCUUUACGUAUCAUCACCGGAUUAACAAUCCUUCGUACUUGAUUAACUACCAAAAUCCCAGUGAUUUCAAGAUGGAACCACCGUGUCCUCCUCCGCCGCAGCCACCCGAUUCCCAAGGACCGCCUCCACAAUUACUGCCGGUCUCGUACAGUCCGAACCAGCCAGAACUGCCCCCAACGUUCAGCGGCGUUCCCAUGAAUAAUACAGCCAUGAGCCAGUCCAGUAAUAUUCCUACCGACCAAACUGGUCGUGGAAGAAACUUUUAUCCCGGGCAACGGCAGCCUUGGUCGACUGGUCUGUGUGAUUGUUGUAAAGAUCCGAAAAGCUGUUGUCUAACAUGUUGGUGUCCAUGCAUUGCAUUCGGAAGGAUAGCGGAAAUAGUCGACAGAGGAUCUACUCCUUGCGGUGUGAGCGGGACACUGUACGCUCUACUGCUGUGGGUGUUCGGAUGCUCGUGCAUGUACUCCUGCGUGUACCGGACCAAGUUGAGAGGCCAGUACUUCCUCGAAGAAAAGCCGUGCAUCGACUGCUGCGUCCAUUGUUGGUGCGAGACGUGUUCGCUGUGCCAAGAGUAUCGCGAGCUCCAGAAUCGUGGCUUCAACUUGUCCAUAGGUCUCUCCUACCCUCUCUCAAAUCAUAAUAUAUGGCCGGCUGCAGCAUUGAUGUUCGAUCCACCCCGAAACAUAUCGAUCAACUAUAUAUAUCACAAACCGAGCCAAUUCAUUUUUUUUUUUUCGAUUACAAGGAGGUCCAUUGGCCUAAUACAAUAAAAUAGAAAUCCUAAUAAUUAAUAAAAAGACACAUGUAGUUCUACUGGGUAUCGAACCUAAAAUCUCUUUAUUACUAAGCUAGAGUAUGCACCACUACACUAGCCAAUUCAUAUUUUGGAAGGCAGGAAGGGACCACAUUGACCAGCACCUACCUAGUUAAUGUUAUGAAUUGUGGAAGCUACAUGUCCACUAAGUACAUACGGGCGUUUCGUCCAUUCAAAAUUAUCACGUUUUUUUUUCCGGUUACAAAGGAGAUUUAUGAUGUCACGGUACAAUAAAAUAGAAAUUUUAAAUAUCUUAUAAGGAGACACGAGUAGUCUUACCUAAGUAUCGAACCUUGAACCUUUUUGUUAUCAAACGAGAACGUGCGCUACUAUGUUAUACCCUCUUUAAUCACGCUUUAUUUUCUUUAAUUAGUACUUUUACAAACUCUUCUAUUAAAUAUUUCAUACAUAUAAUAAAUUAGAAUGAUCAACUAUAACUCCAGAAGAAAAAAUUGUCAAUAUAUUAGAUCAAAACAUUUUACUUAAUAUUUAAUAAUAAUAAAUGUACAAAAUUAAUGCACUGUACUAUAUGUAUUGAAGAUAUAACCCGACUUAUAUUUCACUUAAGAGUACCAGACCUUGAUCAACCACACACAUUUCCCAGCUGGGACGCUAACCAUAUCUAUACAUAAGACCCUCUUGUACCAAUUGUUGAAUCAUCAGUUUGUUAUGUUG
Messenger RNA from Punica granatum (pomegranate), 1570 nucleotides. NCBI's taxonomy places the organism in Eukaryota, Viridiplantae, Streptophyta, Magnoliopsida, Myrtales, Lythraceae. The record is from RefSeq and is a predicted model, not a curated record.